AUGCUUGAUCCCGAAUUUCGUAAUUUCACCACAAAAUGGAAAAAACAAAGCAUCAUCGACUGGUUGAUUCGACGAGGCGUUGCAAUUCCAACCAAUGUAGAAUCGUUCAAUAAAAUGAAAAGAGAUGAAUUGUACAAAUUAUCGCAGGAGCAUCGAUAUCCGAAGAUUUAUCUCCUUGAAACUAUAACAAAGGAAUUGAGGGGUAAUGAUGUAAAAUUGUUGUGGAUGCCAGUAGCUUAUUGUGAGCUAAACCCCAUUGAACUCAUCUGGGCACAUCUUAAGAGACAGGUGGCAACUAAUAAUAAAACAUUCAAAAUUAAUGAUGUUUUGGAGCUAUGUAAGGAGCAGAUGAACACAGUUCCAUCAUCAUUGUGGCUAAACUGUGCCCGACACGCUAGAGAAAUUGAGGAUCAAUAUCGAGGACAGCACAAUGACGUAGACCGUUUUAUAAGUCCCUUGAUAAUAAAUGUGGGAGCAGAAGACAGUGAUACCGAUGACGAAGAAUUUGAUAUCCAAGACGAUGUUUUAGUAUCUGCAGAAUUUGAAGGCGUUUAA
This is a messenger RNA of Leptopilina boulardi, 555 nucleotides long. RefSeq lists its product as uncharacterized. Lineage: Eukaryota; Metazoa; Arthropoda; Insecta; Hymenoptera; Figitidae. The record is from RefSeq and is a predicted model, not a curated record. The coding region runs from base 1 to 555 and encodes 184 amino acids. Gene Ontology annotation, molecular function: nucleic acid binding. The transcript has a single exon.